Molecule: messenger RNA, 921 nt
Organism: Toxotes jaculatrix (banded archerfish)
Lineage: Eukaryota; Metazoa; Chordata; Actinopteri; Toxotidae
Product: odorant receptor 131-2-like
Exons: 1
Coding region: 1-921 (306 amino acids)
Biological process (GO): G protein-coupled receptor signaling pathway
Cellular component (GO): membrane
Molecular function (GO): G protein-coupled receptor activity
Source: RefSeq, a predicted model, not a curated record
AUGGCUGCUAACAACUCACUGGCUGAUGAUGAUCUCUUAAACCGACAUAUCAGGUUCUUUUCUCUGCAGUUCCUGGUGACGAUUUUUCUUUCCGUCAACUUGUUGCUCAUCGUAACCUUUUUUCAAAAGGAAUAUUUCUACACAACUGCCCGCUACAUAUUAUUUGCUGUUAUGUUACUGUCUGAUAGCUUGUUGUUAAUCGUUUCUAACAUCCUUCUCAUCUUCACCCAUUUUCGUAUUAACAUUCAAGUUUGGUUAUGUAUCAUUAUCUGUGUUGUGCCACUUCUGUAUCUUACUGUAACACCAGUUACUCUGACAGCAAUGACCCUGGAGCGCUAUGUGGCCAUCUGCAUGCCCCUGCGCCAUGGAGAGCUGUGCUCCACACGCAAUACUAUGCACGGCAUUCUCAUCAUUCACGGUCUCAGCUCUGUGCCCUGCAUUGCAAUCCUUUCCACCAUCUUUGUAUCAGCAUCCCUUAGCUUCUACACAAAAUAUUGGAUGUGUUUAGUGGAGUUAGUUUUAUUACAGGCAUGGCAGCAUCAUCUUAGAUCAGCUGUAUAUCAAUUCCAGUUUUUAGUUUUGUGCAUAAUGAUUGUUUUCUCCUACAUUAAAAUAAUGAAAGUAGCCAGAGCUGCAUCAGGAGAGGAUAAAAAAUCAACAAAAAAAGGGCUCAGAACAGUUCUUCUUCAUGGUUUUCAGCUGCUGCUCUGUUUCAUCCAGAUGUGGUGUCCAUUCAUAGAUGCUGCUGUACUUCAGGUCAAUUAUGGUUUAUAUGAAAUUGUCAGGUACUUAAACUUUGUAUUUUUUUAUCUUGCACCAAGAUGUCUGAGUCCUCUCAUUUAUGGCCUCAGAGAUGAAGUUUUUUAUCAUGCACUGAAAAACGUUGCCUACCUUGGCUUGUACAAAAGAAACAAUAUGUGA